Conger conger (European conger) is the source of this 3409-nucleotide messenger RNA. RefSeq names its product ankyrin repeat and SOCS box containing 7 (gene asb7). Gene Ontology annotation, molecular function: protein binding. Gene Ontology annotation, biological process: intracellular signal transduction. NCBI's taxonomy places the organism in Eukaryota, Metazoa, Chordata, Actinopteri, Anguilliformes, Congridae. The transcript has 5 exons. The coding region runs from base 582 to 1538 and encodes 318 amino acids. The record is from RefSeq and is a predicted model, not a curated record.
UCUGUGCCUUCCCAGUAACCCCUCGGAAUUGGGGGAAGGCUUUGUAAAGUAUACAUAAUUUAAUUCAUUUUUAAUGAACUUAGCUAGUUUUCAUCAACAAAUAGCAACUUUGUUUAAUUAUCUAAUGCUAUACGGAAGUGAUACAUCCAUGCAUGGGUAUAGUUCAAUCAAUUUCAAUGUUUGCAAACUCUGAAAUGCGUUGCAGUCAUUAGCUAGUUUGCUUGUUAGCAGGCUAGCCUGUUAACAUUACUGGUCUGAGUGGAACGAUAGCUAGCUAACAAUCUAGCUAGAAUUCAGCUUCACGAUUUUUUGUGGAUAAUCAUUUUUUCCAUUGCUUGUCAUGGUUACAACCACAAUGUCAAUUUGGUUGAAUGCAUGGACAAUUGAAAUAAUAUGGUCAGUUUAAACGGAAGUCUGAAGAAGUGAGACCGGGGGUACAUCUAUAAGAUUAAUUUCUGGUAUGUGGCAGUGAUGCUCAAUUCUGGCUUUUGUACUGUUACUUGUGUGUUAAGAAGUGGAGCGCAUGUCGAAGAUUUAAGUGGACAGGUCUGGAGGAGCGAGGUCUAACGCGAUGUGACAGGAUGCUGCACCAUCACUGUCGAAGGAACCCGGAGCUGCAGGAGGAGCUGCAGAUCCAGGCCGCCGUGGCUGCCGGGGAUGUCCACACCGUGCGGAAGAUGCUGGAGCGCGGCUACUCCCCCAACAUCCGCGACGCCAACGGCUGGACCCUGCUGCACUUCUCUGCAGCCCGAGGGAAGGAGCGAUGCGUCCGCGUCUUCCUGGAGCACGGAGCCGACCCCACGGUGAAGGACUUAAUCGGCGGCUUCACCGCGCUACACUACGCCGCCAUGCACGGCCGCGCGCGCAUCGCCCGCCUCAUGCUGGAGUCGGAGUUCCGCAGCGACAUCAUCAACGCCAAGAGCAACGACGGCUGGACGCCGCUGCACGUGGCGGCGCACUACGGGCGCGACUCCUUCGUGCGGCUGCUGCUGGAGUUCAAGGCCGAGGUGGACCCGCUCAGCGACAAGGGCACCACGCCGCUGCAGCUGGCCAUCAUCCGCGAACGCUCCUGCUGCGUGCGCAUCCUGCUGGACCACUGCGCCAACAUCGACAUCCAGAACGGCUUCCUGCUGCGCUACGCCGUCAUCAAGGGCAACCACGCCUACUGCCGCAUGUUCCUGCAGCGCGGGGCCGACACCAACCUGGGCCGGCUGGAGGACGGCCAGACGCCCCUGCACCUGUCCGCGCUGCGGGACGACGUUCUCUGCGCUCAGAUGCUCUACGCCUACGGGGCCGACACCAACACCCGCAACUACGAGGGCCAGACCCCCGUCGCCGUGUCCCUCAGCAUGUCCGCCACCAGCCGGCCCUGCCUGGACUUCCUGCAGGAAGUCACCAGACAACCAAGGACAUUGCAGGACUUGUGCAGAAUAAAGAUCCGACAGUGUAUAGGCCUUCAAAACCUCAAGUUCCUGGAGGAGCUGCCUAUCGCCAAGGUCAUGAAAGACUAUUUAAAACACAAGUUUGACGGCGUCUGAUUCCACCCUGCGAAAUCAGGCAAGACUGCCACGCUGCUGCUCUGAUGAGACUAUGCAAAUGCUGUUUUUAUUUCUACGCAAGACCUCAGAGCACAGAUACAGUUUUUAUAUAACCCUGCAAAGUCUUAGUUUUAAUAUGUUUAGCACCAGAUUACUUAAUUUAAAUGUGUUGGCAUCUUUCUUAUGGGUGCAAAAAUUGGGUAAGAAAUCGUUCCUGUUUGAGUGCAAAUGACAGGGUGAAAUGAAUUAUGCGUUUAAAAAAUAAAUGAUUUUCGUUUGAGAAGUGAAGAAAUUAUUUAGAAGUGGUGUAGGGAAAGUGGAUGGCUAAAAAACUGUUAGUUUGAGGCUGGCCUACAAGAUUUGUCUGAUAGAUUAAUGUUGAGUAGAACAGAAUUUGAAGUGACUGAACAGGCAGUAUUUUAUUGGGAAAAACUGAGUUUCAUCAGUCUGUGAAAAAUGCAUUCAGUUAGAUAUUCCUUAGUCUUUUAUUAAAUUAGGUCCAAUUUGACCCAUGAAUAAAUGAUAUAAUUUAGUUCUCUGACACUUUGUAUUGCCCACUUUUCCACUCCAGAUUGUUCUUUAAAUAAGCCUUACUACAGACAGAUUGAAGUGUUUUUGUUUGUUGAAAAUGUGCAUGUGUUCUGUAUGCUCAGGGGGGAGGCUGUGUGAUUCUCAAGGCCUGGCACCUGCAGCACCACUGGAAAUGAGCUGCGUUUCUGCAUUUACCUUCAUUCACACGGGGAGCAGAGCACCACACACUGUGGUAGUGCCCUGCAAGCUUUGCUUUAGCAUUUUCACUCCUCCAGUAUUUCACUUUUACAUAUCGAAGCCAUUCAGCCCGGCCAAAGGUCCAGCGCAUUACUGUCACAAUACCUUUUCAGUGGAAGGCUCUGUGCCAUGGGGUGUAACGAUAUUACAAGAACUGAAAGUUAAGAUCUGUUUUAAGCUGAAAGGAGAAAAUCUGAACAAGCGCCCCACAAUCAAAAGCUACAGGCCAGUGUGUUUGAUACAGGCUAAGACUUUGCAUCCCCAGACAGGACUAAACGAUUGCUCUUGGUACUGUUUUGGUCAUUUUAUGUGUGGGCAGCUUUCUGAAACGACUCCAGCUCAAAACCUUGUAAGAUUUUCUGGGGGAAUCAAACGUUUAGAUACCAGGUAAUAGUACGUAUGAGACAUAUUUUGUUAUUUUACAUAGAAAACCCUUUAUGUAUUGCCUUUCAUUGAUUAAAAUUAGUUUUCUGCAGUCUUAAUAUUAACAAAAGAGCAGUUUGUCUGCACAGAAAGAAAACACUAAGCAUUGGAGGUUUUUCUGAAUAAUAAAAUCACCUUCAUAUUUUGCAAUUAAUUUACAGUGUAUAGAAAAACAUAAUCGUACAAAAGAAAAAUGUAAAUAUUUGUGUCAUAUGUACAGCAGAUAUUUUUUUAAUGUAAUUUAAAAGUUAUAUCUCGUAUUAAGUGUUUGGAAUAUGUUUAAAGGUCUCGUGCUUUGUUUUGAUGUAGCUUGUGCAGUGUCUUUUCUCAAUGCUGACAUCUUAGAAGUGGCAGAAUCUCUUGCGUUACAAUGGGAAUCAAACUUUUUUUUUUUUGUGGUAUAAUGCAGGGGGCAUUGAAUGAGCUGCAGUGGCUUUUCUUUUGAGAGUUAAUAUUAGGUACUGCAUCUGAAAAUGCCCUGUACAUUUUCAAGGAAUGUUUUGUAUUCCAAACACCCUUUUCAUUGAUUUGAAGACCAAACUGUGAAUCUUAUAAGAGUUCUACUUUCAGAUAAUUAUUUUCCACCAAAAACAAAACAUUUACUUGAUUUUUAAAUAUAUAUUUUUCCCUAGAGUGUUCACGUGUAGUCAUUUUUGCUUAUUAAAAACCACUUUGUAAUA